GCCAACAGAAUUGUGCAUGUCAGUUGGUUCACUUAGAAAUCUUCGUAAUCUAUCUCCAAAUAUUGGCAAUGGAAUUGGGAAGCAUAUUACACUUCCUCCAAGAUAAAACCAUUUUAGUCACUGGUUCCACUGGCUUCCUCGCUAAAAUUUUUGUGGAGAAAAUAUUGAGGGCUCAACCAAAUGUCAAGAAACUUUAUCUUCUUUUGAGAGCCAAAGAUACUGAAUCUGCUACUCAACGCUUACACACUGAGAUCAUAGAGAAGGACUUAUUUAGAUUGCUGAAGGAAAAACUUGGUACAAGAUUCGAUUUCUUUGUAUCAGAAAAGUUGACUUUGGUGCCUGGAGACAUUUCUGAAGAGGACCUGAAUUUGAAAGACUCCAUUCUAGGGGAAGAGAUUUGCAGUCAAACAGAUGUUAUAGUUAAUUUAGCUGCAACAACAAACUUUGUUGAAAGAUACGAUGUUGCAUUGGGUAUAAAUACAUUAGGAGUUAAGCAUGUGUUGAACUUCGCCAAAAAAUGCGUUAAACUAAAGGUGCUUGUCCACGUAUCAACAGCUUAUGUAUGUGGAGAGAGAGGAGGGUUCAUACUAGAGGAUCCAUAUCACUAUGGAGUGUCACUGAAUGGAGUGCCAGGACUAGACAUUGAUAUGGAAAAGAAAAGGGUGGAUGAGAAAUUGAAUGAGCUUAGAGAAGACGGAGCCACAGAACAUGAUAUUGGAUUGGCCAUGAAGGACUUGGGUAGUAAAAGAGCAAAGAUGUAUGGAUGGCCAAACACAUACGUUUUCACAAAGGCAAUGGGAGAAAUGGUAGUAGGAACCUCAAAGGGAAACAUUAAUGUUGUAAUUGUACGUCCCACAAUCAUCACUAGCACUUACAAAGAACCUUUCCCUGGUUGGAUCGAAGGUUUAAGAACCAUAGACAGCAUAAUAGUUGCUUAUGGUAAAGGAAAAUUAACCUCUUUCCUUGUGGAUCUCAAGGCAAUUUUUGAUGUGAUACCAGCUGACAUGGUAGUGAAUGCAAUGAUAGUGGCAAUGGUAGCUCAUGCAAAAGAACCUAGUCUUAGUGAUAUCAUAUAUCAUGUGGGUUCCUCUACUGUAAAUUCAGUUAGGUACCUUAAUCUUCGAGACUAUAGCUUAAAAUAUUUCACAGAAAAACCUUGGAUAAACAAGGAUGGAAAGCCCGUGAAGGUUGGCAAAGUUAACAUACUGAGCAACAUGGCUAGCUUCCGCAGAUAUAUGUACAUUCGUUACCUGCUUCCCUUAAAGGGACUAGAGGUGGUGAAUGCGGCUUCAUGCCAUUAUUUUGAGGAAAUGUGUGUUGACUUCAAUAGGAAGAUACGUACUGUGAUGCGAUUGGUUGAAAUUUACAAGCCUUACUUGUUCUUCAAUGGACUAUUUGAUAAUAGGAAUUCAGAAAAGUUAUUAUCGUUGGCAAGAAAAGGUGGGGCAGAGACGGAAAUCUUUUACUUUGACCCCAAAAUAAUUGAUUGGGAGGAUUAUUUCAUGAAUGUGCAUAUUCCUGGUAUCAUCAAGUAUGCCGUCAAGUGAUACGUAAUUACGUGGUCUUAUGAAGCUUGAAUUUGUUGCAUGUACGUGUAUUUGUUAUAAAUUAUUGAAUUUCACCUCGUAGCUCUAAGUGUUUGAUUUGUGGAGUGAAUAUUUUGUAUUUUGUAUUUUUAUGUGCACUUUCGCCAAUUUGAAGAAAAAUUCAAA
Molecule: messenger RNA, 1712 nt
Organism: Cajanus cajan (pigeon pea)
Lineage: Eukaryota; Viridiplantae; Streptophyta; Magnoliopsida; Fabales; Fabaceae
Product: fatty acyl-CoA reductase 3-like
Biological process (GO): long-chain fatty-acyl-CoA metabolic process; suberin biosynthetic process
Cellular component (GO): intracellular membrane-bounded organelle
Molecular function (GO): alcohol-forming very long-chain fatty acyl-CoA reductase (NADP+) activity
Source: RefSeq, a predicted model, not a curated record